Bombus impatiens (common eastern bumble bee) is the source of this 673-nucleotide messenger RNA. RefSeq lists its product as uncharacterized. Lineage: Eukaryota; Metazoa; Arthropoda; Insecta; Hymenoptera; Apidae. The transcript is spliced from 3 exons. The coding region runs from base 110 to 427 and encodes 105 amino acids. The record is from RefSeq and is a predicted model, not a curated record.
UGAGCGCAUAUCGAUUCCAGCACGAGAAAGUUAACCAUCGGCUUUGUACGAGCUGCUUGUCAGUUACGUCUUCUUCGUUCGAAAUAAUCUGUUACAAUUAAUAGAUAACAUGGACUCUGCUAUUGUUCAUCUCGAACAAAGUGUACAAGAAGCUGACGGAAAGCUGGACAUGAUCGCAUGGAAAAUUGAUGCUUUCGAAAAAGAGUUUGAAGAUCCAGAAAGCGAGAUUUCUGUGCUUCGUCUAUUACGGUCUGUUCAUCAAGUUACAAAAGAUUAUCAGAAUCUUCGGCAAGAAAUAUUGGAAGUUCAGCAGUUACAAAAGCAACUUUCAGAUUCUCUUAAAGCACAAUUGUCUCAGGUACAUGGACAUUUUAAUUUAUUGCGCAAUAAAAUAGUAGGACAAAAUAAAAAUCCACAAUUAAAAUAAGAUUAGAACAUUAGUUAUUUUUUCAAUUAUUUCCUGAGUUAUAUUUAAUUUAAUUUACAAAUUCCUUUAAAUCACAAAUUUUUUGUAGGUACUAUAGUGAUAUUAGUAGAAUGUAUUAUAAAAGUAUCCGGUGUUCUUGUUAGUAUCAACAAAAUAAUAUUGAGGAAAAAAACAAUAGGCAAACAGAUUUUGUCUUUGUUCUAAUUUACUAAUUAGUAAAACCAUCAACAUCUAUGGAACCUUAAA